Bicyclus anynana (squinting bush brown) is the source of this 493-nucleotide messenger RNA. RefSeq lists its product as uncharacterized. The transcript is spliced from 5 exons. Lineage: Eukaryota; Metazoa; Arthropoda; Insecta; Lepidoptera; Nymphalidae. The coding region runs from base 153 to 485 and encodes 110 amino acids. The record is from RefSeq and is a predicted model, not a curated record.
GUUACUCACACUUUAUAAGCGUGUACUGAGGUAUGAUAUCUCAUUACACUUUCAGUCGUUAAAGCGGUGAAGCUAUAAGCAAUUGUCAGCUAUCCUGAGAUUGGUGUGCUCUGUGCAUCUGUAUUCAACUUCGAAAAAAGCAGCUACGCAAAAUGAAUGCAACCAUUGUCACACUGUACAGUCUAUUAGUUCUCGUGGCCAUAACACAAGCAAACCCCGUCAGAUAUGAACAGCCAUCGUCAACUGCCCAGACCCCCAAAGAGCUAAACGGAGAAAAAUCCUGCGGUACAGGGGUCAUAUCGAGUAGUGAUGAACAUAAGGAUCACACCAGAGUAAAACGAUGUGGACUUCUUAUGGAUUUAUUAUUUGGACCACGCCAGCCACAAGUUAUACACCAUUACAACAUCGGUAAUGGAAACAAUAACGUUAACAAUGUUAACAUACAACAAUCACGUACAUAUGACUAUUACAGUUAUUAUGGCUGAAGAAAAUA